Polypterus senegalus (gray bichir) is the source of this 2280-nucleotide messenger RNA. RefSeq lists its product as uncharacterized. The record is from RefSeq and is a predicted model, not a curated record. The transcript has 3 exons. NCBI's taxonomy places the organism in Eukaryota, Metazoa, Chordata, Cladistia, Polypteriformes, Polypteridae. The coding region runs from base 1 to 837 and encodes 278 amino acids.
AUGGUUUAUGGUACGGUAGAUGUUUGGCUUUACAUGUCCCGGAGGAUGCCAGUCGAGGCAGUUCUUUAUAUUCUGAUUUCCCUGGCUGUCCUGCUUGUUUCGGCCAUAUUGCUCAUAGCAGCCCUUGUCUAUUGUGGCUACCUGUGUCAAGACGGAGCAGCUCUCCCUCAAGUGCUGGUGUCAUUGCAGGUUUCACAAAAUGAGAACGACCAGCAAAGAUGCCUGAUAGGUGAGGACGCCUGUAUUUCCAAGAUCUCCUAUUUCUGCAAGCCGAGAGCCAGCUGGGCCACGGAGAGCAGUGACGAGGAGGAGGCCAUCAGUGACCAGGAGGAAUGCUAUGAAAACCGUGCUUUUAGGGCCUCGGAAAUGGAGCCUGUGGACACUGAAGAUGGGGACGACAGUACUGGCACCUUCUCUGUGGAGGUUGAGAACAUCUAUGAGCUACAAAGGCCUGAAGAACAGCUGAGCCUAAAUGUUGACUACAAGUCAGAAGGCUGUUUAGCACAACAGGAACUGCAACCGGAGCCGCCCAGCUGUGAGGAUAUAACGGCAUUCAAUGAGGUUCCUUUGUUUUCAGUAAUCCUGGGAGAUGUUGAUAAGAACUUAAUAGAUUCUGGUCAAAAAGCAUGUAAUGGGGACAGUGAAACGAGCAAUCACAGUGUUCUCCCGUCAGAGCAAGCGUCACUUCUUGGAGAGACCGUGACUGAUGCAGACUACAGAACAGAGGGGUCUGUCACUGGUGCUGGAGGUGCUGGUGACCCGUGGUACUCUUCAGAAGACGAGCCAGACGACGGUCAGCCCAGUGAUUACAUGGCACGUUUGGUUGCUCCGUCCUGAUCAACACUACGUGUUUCUGUAUCGCUUAAGUUCAGGAUAAGGAGUUCCAAGAUGAACGGCAGACACGAUAUUAACUGCAUUGUUGAUUAUCUUGGACCAAAAUGAAUGAAUUCACCCGCUGUCUUAACGUUCACCUCUGGUCUUUAACCGUCAUCCCUACAAUUCAUUAUCUCUUAUUACCUUCGGCAUGUAAGCUACAAGUGACUCGGUGAGAGUGUCAGAGCAAGUGUAUGGAAACUAAGCUCCAUGGCCUUGUGGGUGACGUCCCAUCACACAUGUUUAUGUGCAGUGGGUAGCUGAAGCAAUUGCUGAUUAGGGUAAAGAGGAGACUGAGUCUGUGGCAUUGGUGCCAGGCCUGGUUAAUCGGGAGUGAGACUGUGGACAACAGCAGGUACCGUAUGAGAUCUGCCACUGUAAUGAACUGAACAUGGAGGUGUUACGGUUUGAUACGACACUUCUGCUCCUUUAUCUGUGUCUACGUGUGACUCACUCAAGACCGUGAAUUCGAUGAACUUGCGUUAAGAAGUCGGUUAACUCCAACAGUAACAGGGAUUACUAAGGAGGUGCUGAGCUGUUUGGAAAUUGUAGUGCAAGAGAAGAGCUGCUUAGAUUAGAAAGGCCAGGACCAGGUAACCUUCAUCAGGGAGGAGGGUUAGUGAGAACAGACCGAAAUCAUUGAGGUGUACCUUUCAAAAAUGACCGCAUAAGGGGGAAACUCGGAAAUGGUAUUCUCUUAUUCAAAUGAAAUUUUAAUGACCAGUAAUGAAAAAAUUUAGGAAAAGAUUGAGCAUCAUGCGUCAAAGUAGAGUGUGUUUGUGAGCAGUCAACAUGGCUGGAAUUCAAGGAGUGGGCAACAGAAACCAACAGUCAGAAAAGUGCGUACGGGAUUAUUGAUGUGGAUUUUCAGAAAGCUUUUGAUGAGAGAGGUUCACGUUCACAAAAUGAAAAGAGAAACUUCUCAGGGUUAGGUGGUGUUAGACGUGGUGUCCACUGGGGGGCAGUGCAGGGGCAGGCUGCUAUCUUUAAUAUGCAUAAAUGGAUAGGAAUAUAAAUAACGAGCUGAUUUAACAGUCGCCCUAAAGUAGAUGGGAUGGCAGGUCAUGAAGAAUCAGAUGAGCCAUUACACUGGGACUUGGACAGCAUGUGAGCUUAGGCAAAUUUAAUGCAAGUCAACGUGAAGCCUGUCUGGAUUUAGCAUUUUGUAAUAAUCAGGAUAGAAUUGAGGGUGUAGAGGUGAUUGGACCACUAGGGUCAUGUGACCAAAAUGUCAUACAAUUGUAAGAGUGCAGAUGCAAAGACUAAAAUUGUUAAGUUGAACUUUGGCUAAUUUUGAGCAGAUGAGACAAACUCUUAAGUAGGAGAGACUGGGAUAAGACAGUCGAGGAGCAGUGGAGCAGGUUUAAAAAUGUAAUGCAGGACAGAGACAGACCUACAUGUGGAAUU